This is a messenger RNA of Lodderomyces parapsilosis, 2934 nucleotides long. RefSeq lists its product as uncharacterized. Bases 1 to 2934 code for a protein of 977 amino acids. Gene Ontology annotation, molecular function: myosin binding. The transcript has a single exon. NCBI's taxonomy places the organism in Eukaryota, Fungi, Ascomycota, Pichiomycetes, Serinales, Debaryomycetaceae. The record is from RefSeq and is a predicted model, not a curated record.
AUGAAUUUCGAUAGAUUCAACCCAUUGUCAAGUAACUUCAUCUACAAACAGAAUCCAACAAAGGAACAACAACAACAACAACAACAACAACAACAACAGCAUCCACAUCCACAUCCACAUCCACACCAAGAUGCCAAGCUCAAUCUAAAUUCAGAGGUUAGUGAUUGGGGGAUCGAGGAAGACCUCACACCAACUUCAGCAUUGGGUACAACGUUUUCCAAUUACUUGUCUCCUACUGCAUCAUCUACAACCACAAUACAUACAAACCCACCAUCACAAAUUGCCCCAUCAUUGACUAAUCGUCAGCUGAGUUAUAGUAACUACAGUGCCGGUGGUGGUGCUCUUCUGCAUGAUGACACUUUUUUGCCACCGCAUCCCUCCUACAUUCCACACCACUCGCAACCGCAUUCACUGUCGCAACUGCCGUUCAAAAGAAGAGGUUCCCUCAAUCUGAACUCCUCCCUGCAAUUCCAUCAAUAUCAUCAAACAUUAAACCAUCACCCACUUCAUAGAUCUCACUCACAAGCAAGUCAGUUGAAUUUACUACAGUAUUGUCAGUACUCUGGUAAUGUCAUUUAUCCGAAUACAGAAACAUUGUCAAGAUUUAUUGCCAAGUACAUGUCAAUGGAAAACAAGUUGGGUGAAUUUUGGGAAAAGUUCAAGUACAAUCUCAUUAUAUCAAACUUGCUCGAGGAUUCAAUGAUUCUUUCCAAAAAUGAGUCAAGUUUACAACUUUUAAAGACCAAUCCUAUAUCGACUCCACUGAACUUUUUGAAAUUCACCAUCAACGAUGAUGGGACGAGACUACUUGUUUUAAACACGUUUUACAAAGUCAAAUUUAGUUGUCGGUACAGCACAUUCACACUGAUACUACUUGUUAUCAACUUGAUUAUCUAUUUAUUAAAACAACAACAAUUUGCUUAUUUAGGACGACAUCAUAUGAAACAUGAAUCGCAAUUUACCUUGUUCAAGUUCAUUAUUGUUGUGUCAUCAAAAUUGAUCAAAGUACGCAAAUUCAAAACUAUUGUUGAAACAAACAAAAUCCUCAACUUGUUGAAUGAUUUUCUAAAAUUCAAUUAUAUUGUCAAUAAGAAUUUGAUACUUAGUAUGGUGAAGCUAAAGGGUAAGAAAUUGGAUUUAGUGCAAGGAAAUGCAAAUUCAUCUCAUUUACUAAACUCGUUAUCAUUUUUAAAUUUGACAUUGAGGAGCUUGGUUGUAAAAUUACUACCACAUAUCAAUGGAGAUUUGUUUCAACAAUAUUGUACUAUUAACAGCAUCAACACGGGGAUUUUAACCCAGGAGUUUGACAAUGAAGAUCAAGACGAUCUUGAUGAAGUGAUUUUCAACAUUAAUAAAUUCAAUCAAUUAAGAAAAUUAUUUAUUUGUCAAUUGAUUACCAUAAAUGAAAAUGCUAGUAGCAAUUUCUUUACAUUGAAUUUGAUGGACCAAUUUCAGGUUGACGAAGUCGAGAGCAACUUGUCCGUUUUUGCAAAAAUGAAACUUGUACGUAAAGUGCUAACUGAUCAUAAUGAUUCAGUAAAGACCAUAAACAACAUGUUUAAUAAAGUUGAAAUAGUUUCACAGCCGCAAAAACAAACACAACCAAUUGAUGAAAAUAUAGCACCCGAUUUGCACCUGACAUUGUUUCAAUUCACUUCGCGAGUUAAUAAAUUUGCUCAUAAUUUAAACUAUUUCAACAAGUAUAACCAAUCAUUGAGUUUAGACAAUGCCGAGGAACAGUAUGAAAAACUAGCCAUAUUUCAGCAAUUUAAUGAUGAAUUGAAUCAACUAAAGACGCUUCACAAACAAGCUUUUGUUGAGUUGAAUCAAGAAAUUAAUCCUGAUUAUACUGUGGCAAAUUCCCCCAAAUCAACUGUUUCAUCAUCGCCACGACUAAACCAAGCAGCUUCUUUCAAUCUCAAGUCAUUUCAAAACACUUCGUUAAAGAAGCGGUUUUCACUACCACCAAAUGUUGCAACGUCUAAUCCAACACCACCUGGUACUACAAAUGGCAACACCACCAUAGAUUCCCCGGCAAAGUGGACACCUGAGAGAAGCUCAACCACAUCAUCAAAGCCUAAAAAGUACAAACGGUUAUCUACUGGCUUGCAAUUGGGUCUUCUUACUGUAUUUGAAGAAAAUGGUGGUCAAACACUGAUUGCAUCUUCAAAUGGAUUUACAAAUGGUAAUCGAAACUCAUCAUCAUCGUCUACGUCAGCGUCAGCAUCAGCGUCAGCAUCAGCGCAAGCGCAAGCGCCAGUAGCGGCAUCCCCAACAGCAGCAGUAUCCUCAGGGUUGCUCCCUCCACCAAAAGUGUCCUACGAUGACAAUUACAUCAACAUACUUCCAACAAAUCAAUUUGAAAGUUACAACAAGUCGACAUUGGAUCAACUAAUAUCUAGUAAAGCCAAAAAUAAUCGGUACUCAUUAAACAAUAAUAAUCGCAAUUCAACAAAUAUAAAUCGAUUUUCGUUGAAUUCGGUAAAGAGUAAUGUAUCGGGGAUAUCCGAUUUGAUAUCAACUCAAAUGACGAGCUAUAAUGGCGACGAUGCAGAAGCAGGUGCAGGGACAUCAACACAAGCACAAAUUCAGGGAGACAUUGAUGGCAAAAUGGAUUUUGAUAUUGAUGAAUCACCCAAUGAACUGCGGUAUGACCAACUCAAUGACAACAACAAUGUGUCGGUUAUUGAUGAUGAUUCCAAUCCUGGUCGAAUGACUCAGGAGGAAUUGAAGUUGAAGUUGGAGGCAAGCUUUACAAAGAUUUACAAUUUGGAAACUGAGAAUGAGCAAUUGAUGAAGGAAAACACUAGCAAACGAAACAAUAGAGCCACGAAAAUUAUCAAUGAUGAUAUUGCUCUUAGUGAUAUCACCAAUGAUCAUCAUCCCAGUGCUUCAUUCCUUAAGGAAUUGGAAUUCAAAUUGAACCCAAAAUAA